AUGAACCACCACGCUUCUGACCGCGUCCACGAUGUAAUCAUCGUUGGUGCUGGGAUUUCCGGCAUCAACACUGCCUAUCAUCUCCAACGCAAGCUUCCCGAGCUCACUUACUCAAUUUUAGAGGCCCGUGAGAAUGUCGGGGGCACAUGGGACUUGUUUCGCUACCCUGGUAUUCGAUCAGAUACCGACCUCCACACAUUUGGCUUUGGGUGGAAUCCCUGGAAUGAAAACCGUGCCAUUGCCGACGGAGGGUCCAUUGCAAGUUACUUACGCCAAUCGGCUGAAAAGGAGGGCAUCGAUCGACAUAUUCUAUUUCGACAUCGCGUCGUCAUGGCCAAUUGGUCAACGGCUAAACAGCAAUGGGAUUUGGACGUGGAAGUCAAAGGCGGCCAGCGGAUCCCACUCCGUGCCCGAUUUCUCGUUCUAGGAACCGGAUACUAUGACUACACCGAAGGACUUCAGCCUGAUAUUCCGGGACUGUCCAACUGCUUCACGGGCACGGUUGCACAUCCGCAGUUCUGGCCCGAGGACCUCGACUAUGCCGAUAAGCGAGUCUUGAUCAUUGGCAGCGGUGCCACGGCCAUCACCCUUCUUCCCAAUAUGGCGGCCAAGGCGGCGCACGUCACGAUGUUGCAGCGCAGCCCUACGUAUAUUAUGUCCAUCAACAACACGACCGGCGGCUCGUGGAGACACAAGCUGCUGCCGCGCAACUGGUCAUUUAAAAUUGACCGGUGGAUUUUCAUGUGGUCUAUUGUCCUUAUCUACUACUUUUGCCGACUCUUCCCAGAGCGAUCUCGAAAAUCCCUGCAACAAGCGGUUGAGAAACAGCUUCCCGACCACAUCCCUGUCGAUCCACACUUCACACCACAGUAUAAGCCCUGGGACCAGCGACUCUGCUUUGCACCCAACGGCGACUUCUUCGCGAGCCUACGCUCAGGGAAGGCGCACGUGGAGACUGGUCGGAUCAAGAGCAUCACGGCGAACACUGUACACCUCGAGUCAGGCAAGCAGCUGGAGGCGGACAUCAUUGUCCCGGCCACGGGAUUAAAACUAGCCAUUGGUGGACGCAUCCAAAUCCAGAUCGACCAUAAGCCUGUCGACCUGGCAGAUCGAUAUGCCUGGCACACAGCACUCCUGCAGGACGUGCCUAACCUCGCCUUCAUGAUGGGAUACAUUAAUGCAUCAUGGACGCUAGGUGCUGAAGCGGCCAGCCACAUCUUGUGCCGGAUUUGGCAACAUAUGAAGAAGAAUGGCUACAACACUGUCGUCCCCCGCGUCCCGGCCGGGUCUGCAAUUCAGCCGCGGAUGAUAUGGGAUCUGGACGCGACUUAUGUCAGAAAGGCGACACGCAGUAUGCCUCGAUGUGGCAACUUUGGGCCAUGGAAAGGGCGGACCAGCUAUGUCGUUGAUAUUUGGAAGGCUAAAUACGGGAGUAUCACUACAGAUCUGGAGUUCCACCCAGCUAGUCGGAAGUCGCAGUUGCAGUAG
Molecule: messenger RNA, 1488 nt
Organism: Aspergillus caelatus
Lineage: Eukaryota; Fungi; Ascomycota; Eurotiomycetes; Eurotiales; Aspergillaceae
Product: flavin-containing monooxygenase
Exons: 1
Coding region: 1-1488 (495 amino acids)
Source: RefSeq, a predicted model, not a curated record